AAUCAUCCCAUCUAUGCUUUGCGUUCACACUCAAAGAAUAACUUAAGCUUUCAAUUUACUAUCAGGAGUAGUGAGUUGAUUCCUAAUUGCGGUCAUCGUGUGAGGUUAUUAGGCUACGUUCGUUUUUCUUGCUUAUUUUUCAAUUUUCUAUGUUAAAAACGACCCCUACAAAUAUGUCGAUUGGUGUGCCCAUCAAAGUUCUACAUGAAGCAGAGGGUCACAUUGUGACCUGUGAGACCAACACUGGUGAAGUGUACAGGGGCAAGCUCAUUGAGGCUGAGGACAACAUGAACUGUCAGAUGUCAAAUAUCACUGUUACGUAUCGAGAUGGCCGUGUAGCCCAACUGGAGCAAGUAUAUAUUCGGGGAAGCAAGAUUCGCUUCCUGAUCCUACCAGACAUGUUAAAGAAUGCCCCUAUGUUAAAGAGCAUGAAAAACAAGAACCAGGGCUCGGGAGCAGGCAGAGGAAAGGCAGCUAUUCUUAAAGCUCAGGUGGCUGCCAGAGGACGAGGUCGUGGAGGGAUAGGAAGAGGAAACAUUUUCCAGAAGAGGCGAUAGUAUACAUUGGUUGAUUUAAAAUUGUUGGACAUUUUUUUUUAUUUAUAUAUAUUUUGAGAGAAUCUGGUAAACUCAUUUUUGCUAGCUUUUUGCAUGUUCAUGUAACCUGAAUUUUGAUGUUUAUUCUUUUUUGUUUUUUAAACACCGUCAACAUGUAUUUGAGGCUUUUUGUCUCAAUUGAUGUGCCUUACAAUAUCUGCGCUAUUACUGCAAGUAACUGUCAUUAUUGCCGAUCGAGCCGGAAGACUAAAGCACUAUUUUCUUGUCAGGGCAAUGGCACUCAAAAGACAUGUACAUAUUUUGAUCCUUAAAUUGCACUCUACCUCUGACAAUAGGAAACAUUGGAAAUCUGUGUUUUUAUGUUGUGAAUGUAUGUAACUACUUUUGGCCCUUUUUUUUCCUCAAUGAGACUAAACCUGGU
Messenger RNA from Esox lucius (northern pike), 978 nucleotides. RefSeq names its product small nuclear ribonucleoprotein D3 polypeptide, like (gene snrpd3l). The record is from RefSeq and is a predicted model, not a curated record. Bases 150 to 557 code for a protein of 135 amino acids. The transcript has 4 exons. Gene Ontology annotation, molecular function: RNA binding. Gene Ontology annotation, biological process: RNA processing; spliceosomal snRNP assembly. Gene Ontology annotation, cellular component: U5 snRNP; U2 snRNP; SMN-Sm protein complex. Lineage: Eukaryota; Metazoa; Chordata; Actinopteri; Esociformes; Esocidae.